Molecule: messenger RNA, 613 nt
Organism: Vitrella brassicaformis
Lineage: Eukaryota; Vitrellaceae
Source: the annotation of a GenBank genome assembly
CACUCGGCAGCCUUUCUGCCAGUGCAUCAAGUUCCGCCGAGACAGGAACAUGGCUGCCACUGUCGGCCUCGUCAACAGCAUCAUCGCCCGAGAGAUCAACCCCCCAGGAAGAUAUGUCCACCUCAUAAACACAUGGGGCGGAGACGCGAGGGCCAUCGUCGCCAUCGUCACGAUCCACUCUCUUGACGACGGUGCCCACCUCUUGUCGCUCAUCCAACUGGCCGUCAACAGCAUGGAGGGCGUCCUGCAAGAGUGGCCGAGCAAGAAGGCGAGGGCCUGCGUGGUCAAAGAGCUGGUCAGCGCCGGAGCGGAUGUGAACUUCGGCCAGCCCAUAUGGAAUGCAGUGGACGAGAUGGACCUGCCUCUCUUCAAAGAGCUAUUAGCUGGAGAUCCCCAGGUUCUCAGCCUUCGACCGAGCUUCGCCCGAUUCCUUAGGCUGGGAGACAUCCUUCGAUGCGCUGUCACUGCAUCCGACCCUGAGGUGCUCACGUGGAUGCUCAACCACGGCAUUGGGAGACACAUCAACCACACGCGAAAUCGCCGCAUCCUGGCAGAGGCCGGACGGGCGGUUGCAGACUGUCGGCUGAGCAGGCGGGGAAGGACAAAUCGUUGA